Molecule: messenger RNA, 2026 nt
Organism: Pteronotus mesoamericanus
Lineage: Eukaryota; Metazoa; Chordata; Mammalia; Chiroptera; Mormoopidae
Gene: KIF2B
Product: kinesin family member 2B
Exons: 1
Coding region: 1-2019 (672 amino acids)
Biological process (GO): microtubule-based movement
Molecular function (GO): ATP binding; microtubule motor activity; microtubule binding
Source: RefSeq, a predicted model, not a curated record
AUGGCCAGCCAGUUAUGCCUCCCUGUCGUUCAGCCCCUCUCGUCCUUGAAACCCUUGAAGGCCCACUUCCGAGACAUCCAAGAGGGCAUCUGUGUAGCGAUCCAGCGCAGUGACGGGCGGAUCCACCUCGCUGUGGUCUCAGAGUUCAAAAGAGAAAACGCUUGGGUUACGGUAGAGUGGGUCGAAAAAGGAGUCAAAAAAGGCAAGAAGAUUGAUCUAGAGACCAUAUUCCUGCUGAAUCCUGCGCUGGCCUCUGCUAAACAAUCCACGCCCUCCAGGUCAUUGUCUUCCUUGUCUCUAGCGCCCUCUUCGGCCACCGGGGACCAACGUGUGGCCACGCGGUGGAUUGCAACGAUCCCCCAGAAAAACGAAACACCCUCAGGGGACAGCCUAGCUGUGGAAGUCCCCAGCAACCCUUGCAUAAUGAAGUGGAAAAAGUCUCCGUGCCUCCGAGAAAUUGAGAAACUGCAAAAGCAGCGGGAGACUCGCAGACGGUUGCAGCUGGAGAUCCGAGCCCAACGAGCCCUGGGUGUCCACAUGGGAAACCCCAACUACGAGAUCAUGCGCAUGAUCGAAGAGUACCGCAGGGACCUGGAUAGCAGGACGAUGUCCAGCCUGGUGCCACGGGAGGACCCUCGGAUCUGCGUCUGCGUGAGGAAGCGGCCCCUCAAUCAGCAAGAGAUCUCCAUGAAGGACUUGGAUAUCAUCACCAUCCCCUCGGACAACGUGGUCGUGGUGCACGAGUCGAAGCAAAAAGUGGACCUCACUCGCUACCUGGACAACCAGACCUUCUGCUUCGACCACGCUUUCGAUGACACGGCCUCCAAUGAGCUGGUGUACAAGUUCACUGCCCAGCCGCUGGUACAGUCCAUCUUCCGCAAGGGCAUGGCCACCUGCUUCGCCUAUGGGCAGACAGGCAGCGGGAAGACGCACACCAUGGGUGGGGCCUUCUCAGGGAAGGCCCAAGACUGUUCUAAAGGUGUUUAUGCCUUGGUGGCGCAGGAUGUCUUCCUCCUGCUCAAAACCUCGGCUUAUGAGAAGCUGGACCUCAAAGUCUAUGGCACAUUUUUUGAGAUUUAUGGGGGCAAGGUAUAUGAUUUGUUGAACUUCAAGAAGCAGCUACAGGUCCUUGAGGAUGGCCAUCAGCAAGUCCAGGUGGUCGGGCUGCAGGAGCAGGAGGCGUGCUGUGUGGAGGACCUGCUGAACCUCGUGGAACAAGGCAAUAGCUGCCGGACUUCUGGACAGACAUCGGUCAAUGCCCACUCUUCCAGGAGCCACGCGGUGUUCCAGAUCAUCCUCAAGUCACGAGGGGAACUGCACGGCAAGUUAUCCCUUGUUGACUUAGCUGGGAACGAAAGGGGAGCUGACACUGCCAAGGCCAACAGGAGAAGGCAGCUGGAAGGGGCGGACAUUAAUAAGAGUCUCCUCGCGCUCAAGGAAUGCAUCCGGGCUUUGGGUCAGCACAAGUCUCACACGCCAUUCAGAGCCAGCAAACUCACCCAGGUGCUCCGGGACUCCUUUAUAGGCCAGAACUCCUCCACUUGCAUGAUUGCUACUAUCUCUCCAGGGAUGUCCUCCUGUGAAAACACCCUCAACACUUUAAGAUAUGCAAAUAGAGUAAAAGAGUUAACUCUAGAUUUCAGGUCCCACCAUCGUCCCUAUCCAAUUGGACAUGAGGUGACAAGGAUGUUGGAAAAUCACAUUAGAAAUUCAGAAAUGUCCCUUCAAAGAGAUGAAUUUAUUAAAAUAUCGUGUGUACAGAGUGAGGAGGAGGAAGAGACUAGAGAAACUGAAACAUUACCCACCCCAUUAAUGGAGGAUGCAACUUCAUGGAAGGAAUCAAGCCAAUGGCCAGGGAACAACAGCCAAGAGGCAGAUGCUGGGGUAAACUAUGAUGUUCAUUUUUGCAUUGCCAAGGUAUUGUCGAUUUUGGAGCAGAAAAUAGAUAUUCUGACUGAAAUUCAAAAGAAACUGAAAUUAUUACGAGCUGACCUCCAACGGAAGAGAAAGGUAGAGUGAAGCCAAU